Messenger RNA from Thunnus maccoyii (southern bluefin tuna), 1889 nucleotides. RefSeq lists its product as uncharacterized. Gene Ontology annotation, biological process: regulation of apoptotic process. The coding region runs from base 80 to 1687 and encodes 535 amino acids. The record is from RefSeq and is a predicted model, not a curated record. Gene Ontology annotation, molecular function: protein binding. Lineage: Eukaryota; Metazoa; Chordata; Actinopteri; Scombriformes; Scombridae. The transcript has 12 exons.
CUUGAGAGCGCCCCCCCAGACAGGUGAUAGUUAUCAGAGACGAAAAAAGUCCGGUUGUCGUAGACGAAAAGGACAAAAGAUGUCCAUAAAUAUUUCAGAGAGUGAAUGGAAAAGAGCCCUGACCUCCAUCCUGGAGCAGCUGGAUAAGUCAGAAUACAAGAAGAUGCUGUUGUAUUCCUGUUUUGACAAAAUCCCCAAACGUAUGAAGACUGAAGAGUUCAAAGAGGAGAUGCCUCAAUUAAUCAUCCAGCACUUUGGAGUAGAUGAGUCCAUCUCUGCAAUCAAUGAAGCAAUGAUAUACCUUCCUAGGAAUGACUCUGCAGUCCAGGACCUGUUGCGCCCCUUUGUGGACAAACUGAGGAAGAAACAUGAAGAAGAGAACAGAAACUCCAUGAAGGAAACGAAGGAGAAAACAACCAAAAACCAGAGGUUGACAAUGACAACGUUGGCUGAAACCAAAGGGAAGAAGAGGAAACAUGACAGUGAUUCCAAGUUAGUGGACAAGGAACCAAAGCCUAAAACUGGGUUUAAGAGGAACAAUAUUGUGAGCGACUCAGAUUCUUCUGAUGAGGAGCAAAAGGUUGCAACUGGGUUUAAGAGGAACAGCAUUGUGAGCGACUCAGAUUCUUCUGAUGAGGAGCAAAAGGUUGCAGCUGGGUUUAAGAGAAACAAUGCUGUGAGCGACUCAGAUUCUUCUGAUGAUGAGCAAGAGUUUGCAACUGAUCAACUAAAGAGCGACCUACGUGACAGGGAGAGAAAGAUUCCACCAUGGAGAAAAACCAUCAAAGAUGUACUGACCAGCGGUGACCUGGGUAACAAAGUCAUAACCGGUAAAGUUGUACAGAAAUCUGCUCUGCGCACAUAUGAAACCCAACAGAGGAAGAAAAGGUUUUUCUUUUAUCUGGGAGUCAGUGAUGAGACAUCCUGCAUUAAAGUGAUGGUGUACGGAGCAGAUCUCUAUCAAGAUAUCCAGGAGGGGAGCUGCUACUCGAUCAGAAAUGUAAUCAUGGACGAAAAUGUCAUGAAAGUUACCAAACAGAGCAAAGUGGCAGAGACAGGUCCCGUUGACGUCCCCGAGGAGCUGGAGAUGGAAGCUGGGAUGCUCAUUUAUCACCAGAAGCCAGUUUGCAGCAUAGCAAAGGCCAGAGAGUAUGCUGACAAGACAGUAGUGAGUGUUCAAGGAACUGUGACAGAGAUUGGUCACGUCGAACCCACCAAAAUGAAGAAACAACGGAGGAAGAAAGAGAAGCAACAUUUUCAACUUAAUGAUGGCAAAGAUUCCAUCAGGAUCACCUUGUGGGGCAGAGACACUGCACAACUCAGAGGAACAUCAGAUGGAGACUUUGUCAGAGUGACCAACGUGAAGACCAGUCACUACUAUGAAACCUUCUCGCUGAACUCAACCGAUUUCACCAGAAUUUACAAGAUCAAAAGUGCAGCCAUGCAGAAUGCCACAAUUGAGAUUAUAGGAAUCAUAAAAGCCAAUAACAUGGAGACUCAACUGGAAGCAAGUGUCAACAACCAGGUGGAGACGCUUGUUGUGGCUUCUAAACUUCUGGCAAAGGUGUUUGGUGUCAGACUGGAAGGUGAUUUAAAAAAUAGGCUUGUUCAAAAAAUCCCUCUCUCAGCACAUGUAGACAUACAAGGAAGUACAAUUAAAACAAUCACAGAAGCUAAAGAGAUGUGAAAGUAACCUUCCUCCACACAGUCAGGUUCAAGGUUCAAGACACUUUAUUGUCUGUCGCAUAUUAAAAAAAAUUCCCUCCCCUUUAAUGGGAAGAGAAUGGGAAAGCAGAACCAGACUCUAGGUGGGCUGCCAUCUGCCUUGACCAGUUGGGUUUAGAGAGAAAAAGGGAGGGAGGGGGAGAUCUCAAUACCUUUAAAUUAAU